UACCAUCAAAGAAAUCGUUAGGAAGGAAAAGAGGAAAGAACGGGACGAGCAAAACCAUCAAUCGAUGCACAAGUUCCGAUAAUAAUGAUAAUAUAUUUCAACUUGGUACAUAGUGUCAAAUGCUUUGGCAUGUGAGUUGUUGUAUUUGGUUGAUGGUAAUAUUAGUUAUAAGUUCAGAUCCGUCGUUAACGAAAGGAAACGAAAACGUCGAUUAUUUAAAUAAGCCCAAAUUUCGAUUCAACGAAGUUGCGGAUUUCGCCGAUGUCAUCGAAUCAACCGAAGAGGAACCAAAACAAAUCGAUCGCGCGAAGAAGAACGCGGAAGAAGAGUUUGUACGGAACGAAAGGGAACACGAAGAUGACACGAGCACGUUACGUCUUGCUUUGGAGGCGAAUAAAUUGCUCGAUUUGUCGCUCGAGGGUAAAGAAGAUUUAAGUGUUAAUACGCAACAUAGGCGCAGCAUUCCUAGAAAGUAUACGAAUCUUUUAGAUUUAAAAUAUUAUUAUUCUAAAGGUCUUCCUAUAAGGGGUCAUUUAGCGGGUCAAAAUCAAAAGAAUGGGAUAAGAAAACGUAAUGAUAAUUUAAGAAAAAAACGUCAGCUGGAGGGCGAAGCAAAUUUUAAAUUUAUCCCCGAAAAUAUGGAUACGAAUAUUAAAAGAAAUUCGAUUAAUAUAGUUCCGUUAAUAGCUGAAAGUAAUCCUUAUAUGAGUGAUUUAGCCGAUGCCACAAACGAUGCUUAUUUAAAAAUGAGGAAUUACGCAGCCACUAUAAUGUUACUUUUAACCACUCCUAAAUCUCAAGUUGCAGAACAAAAACAUAUUUAUGAGUAUCAUCCAGCUAAUUCGAUAACCGAAUCUAAUAUUAAACCAGGUUCUAAUUUAAUUAAUUUGAAACAACGGGUUAAAAAAUGUCCUGAUCAAGCUGCGCCAUUAAGUUCUUUUAGUCAAGUUCCUUACACUUUUAGUGUAGUUAGUUCAAGUGUAACAAAUAAAAUUUCGAGCGGUGAAACGAAAGAACGAAAACCAACGACGAUGUCUCCGUUGGCAUGGGAAGCUAACCUUUUGAAAGAUGCGAACAUAAAGUUAAAACGACAAAGUCAAAGUGAUGAAGACACGGAGCCUUUACAACCAAUUGCACAUACAAGUGAAAAUACAAGUAGUCAUUUGGAAAUAUCGAAUAAGAUAUUAACACCGAUUUCGCCCACUGCUGCUUCAGCUCCUUGCGUUUUGAAUAAGGCCAAAGAUCCUGAAGAGGAGGGAUGUGAAGAUAACGAUGAUGAAGAUGAAGAUUGCAGCGAUCAAAACGUUAAUGGGACCUGCCAUCUUACUUCCACGGGUAAACCUCAAGAUGAUAGAAAAGGAGGGCGGGAUGUUCCUAAUCCACCACCACAACAACAACAACAACAACAACAAGAACAGCAACAAGAGCAAUUAGUUGAAUCCGAACAAAGUGGAGGAGAUAAUGAGGCUGGUGUUGCUAAGUGCAAACAAUUUUGGACGGUUCCAGCUGCGGAUAUUCAAAGAGGAGUUGCGGAAGCUGUGCAGAAUCUUGUAGCCCCAGAAAAGCAAUUAAAUGAAAUUAAACCGUACAAAACUGGGACUGCCCAUGAAAGCGAUAGUCCUUGUGUUAAGGGGUUAAUUCCUAAAGUUCAAAAUGUUUUUGAUUUCCCAACGAUGACGAUGAAUCUUGAUAGCAUGGUGUCUAAAAUUUCUAAAUGUAUGAAGUCAUCGGGGGAAACAGCGGAGCAGAAUGCGGGGCCUACAACCGCAUGUGUUAAUAAGUUUGGGAGUAAAAUGGGAAAAUCAGAUUUGAGGAAAAAUAAUUUUAUAAAACAUAACAUAAUUAAACCUAUCGUAAUUAAACCUAAUUUAGUGAAACCUAAUUUAAUAAAAUCUAAAGUAAUAAAAUCAACUGAAAGUUCUCAUCAUCCAUCAAAAUCUGUUCCGAUUAAAACUAAAGGCAUAAAACGUGAAAGUUUAACCAAAACGGAAGAAUCUACAAUAAAUUUGAUUCCAACGCGAAUUUUAGAAAAUAAUUACGAUGAUAAUGUGGAUACAAGUGAUUAUCCAAUCGCGCAAUUAAAGAGAUUGCAACGAGAUCUCUUCGUGGUUACUCAACUUGAAGAAUUAUUAGAAAGAUUAACGGGGGAAAAUAAGAUUAGAAAUUUUCGUGAAGAUCAAAAUUCUCAAUACGAUUAUGAAGAUGACAACGAUUACGAUAAUGUUAAUAAUCAAGUAACAAUUAAUCCGGGUGAUUCUCAAAGAAUUAAAAAACGUUUUUUAUUUAAGAAGAAAAAGCGAAAGAAAAAGAAGGCUAAAAGCGUUUGGAAACAUAUUUUCGGAGUCCGUUCAAAUGAAAAUCGUUUUUUAAACCAGAACUUUCCAAAUUCACAGUACGCGAAGUACCCGAUAUAGACAACCCACGAAAUACGAACAA
Onthophagus taurus is the source of this 2436-nucleotide messenger RNA. RefSeq lists its product as uncharacterized. The record is from RefSeq and is a predicted model, not a curated record. Lineage: Eukaryota; Metazoa; Arthropoda; Insecta; Coleoptera; Scarabaeidae.